This is a messenger RNA of Cuscuta campestris, 2076 nucleotides long. The record is from the annotation of a GenBank genome assembly. Lineage: Eukaryota; Viridiplantae; Streptophyta; Magnoliopsida; Solanales; Convolvulaceae.
CAGACGGAAGAAUGAUGUAAACUGUGUUCUCUUUAACACACUCAUCACCAUUAUUAGCAUUCGUCGUGGCUAUGGCUGAUGAUGAUCCAUUAUUAACGGUGCUACACGAGAAAGAAUUCUCAAUACUGAUGAAAAACACCCGGUGGCCACCCAAAUCAUUCACUCUUGUCCAUUUCAAGCUCUGAAAAUCCAAUUUGUACACCCAAACGUCAAUGAUUUUGUUUUCGUCCCGCUGGCCAUGGAAAAGAACGACCAGGUAGAGGUGGCUUUGAGAUUCAACCAAGUAGUUUCUCCCGAACCACAUAUUUCUCACGAGCAGAGGAUAAGGAUAAGGGAUCUUUCCAAUUCUCUUUUCUCCUGGUAACAACAAUGGCCUCGUUUCCAUUCGCCCGUCUUCAUCAAAACUCAUCUCCAUGAGUUUUUUAUGCUUUCGGUCAAGGCAAUAAAUCUUGGUCCCGCAAAGGACAGAGUAAGUAAAUGGCCGAGGGCGAUCAAACUCUUGUUCCCUCCACUGCGGCUCUUUUGUGCCCCCUAGGCGACACCACAUGGCGUGUUCGCCAAAACUUUGGAAGAACGCGACUACACACGUGGGGUCCCCGGGAGGCGCGGUUAGGAUGCAAUGAUACUUGGGUGAAAACCCAACAUCACUAAUCAAGGGUUUCGGCAACGGAGGGAGCUUGAUCUUCUCCAUGGAGACGGGGUUUAGCAAAAAACAACUCUUGCUUGAUUUGGGGUGCAAGUCCAACAUGACUAACCAGCCAUGAGAGCUGCUGGUGCAGAUUUGCGAGUUUGACAUGUUUGGUAUCCUCCUCUUCUCCCAUUUUCCUGUUUCCACGUCGUAAAAGAUCUGUCCCUUGUAUUGUUUUUCAUAGAAAUAUACAAUCCAUGGAUAUUGGUUGCGCGGUGGUGGUGGUGGAAGACGAGCUUUCAUCAUGUUUCUACCUUGUCACCUGCACCUGCAUUGAAUUGAAAGAAUGCAAAUAAAAUUCAGAAUAUUUCCUGCACGAGAUGUUUGAUAGGAUGGCUGAAAGAGGAGUUAAACGGAGGGUGGAUACUAAUGAAUUAAGCAGAUCACAAAAGCAUCUCCCUUUUCAGUUUCAUCAGUCCAUGGCCUGAAAUUUAGCAUCAGGUCCAUAAAGGCCUUAGAGCACCCGCAUUGGAUGGAGGAGUAAAGAUUGGAUUACUUUCACUUCCCUCCUCCACAUCAGAUUUUGUGCACCCAAUAUACAACUUCUCCAUAACAACGUUCCCAUGACAUUGGGUUCCAAUGUCAUGGGAUGACCCGAGGGUGCCCCGGUGCCCCAGUUGCCUUUUGAAAAUAGAUGUGCACUGUGAUGAAUGCAAAUUCUGUUUGAUGGGGGUGCUCAGUUCAAUUUCGGGGGUAUAUACUGUGGACAUUGAUGCUGAGAAAGGGACAGCAACAGUGGUGGGAGAAGUGGAACCAAAUGCUCUGUUAAGGGCACUGUCAGAUUCAGGAAAGCAUGCCGAGUUGGUCCGAGUCACCCUAAGGGAUCCAAGAAUGAACCGAACCGCCACAGCCUACGGGACAUCAUCAUAUGCUUCUUCUUACUCUCCUUACUAUAACAACCAAACCUAUGACUAUACCAACAGAAAUAGUUAUGCUUACAAUCCCAUUGAAUACGACCCAUGGAGCACUAGAGAUUACUCCCGGUACCAAACAGGCCCUAGGGCAGUCCCAGGAUAUGGCUAUCAUCAAGAAGUGAAUAGUUACGGGGGAUACCUGCCACCUGCUCAAUAUGCGUCGUCAUAUCCACUUCCAAGGGUUGAUGAGUAUGUAGCAGCAGAUGCUUCAGUACCUCUCUGCACUGUCAUGUGAUCUGCUUAAUCUGCAGUUAUAUAAAUACUAAACAUUUGUCUUUGAUCAUUAUUUUUUUUACCUGAUCAAAGACAAGAUAUGUUUAAGAUUUGUAUUUCUAGGACUACUUUAUAUGUAUUGUGACUUGAACUUCAAUAUUGUGCUGAUGAAUGUACUCCAGAAAACCAAGGCACUGUUUUUUUUUUUGGUUUUAUCUGGUGGCCAUUAUCAACUUACUGCAAUGAAUGUUGCCAAUAGAU